CUUUCACUUCAGAUUGACAGGCUCUGAGCCAAUAAGGGCGAAGCUAGGCUGUAGUGGGCGGGACUUUCCCUAUAGGACUUCAGUUGUUUAAAAUGUCUCCCUAACAACCGAACUGGAGUCAAACAGCAGAAGUUUUCGCUGGACAAACGCCUCGAGUCGGAAUGGCUGGGACUGGCGAGGGGAAGAAAGAGGAGGCCGACUACAAGAGACUGCACAGCUUCCCUCUCAUCAGGGUAGGAGAGAUGCGGGACAGUGUCUUUGGAUACAGGACAAGAAGAAGAUACAGGAGCAACCCAUUCUGCAAUGACAACAUCAAAACUAGUGUACUCUUUUGCUGUCACACAGACAUGCCAGAGGAAAUGAGGGUUGAGACCAUGGAGCUCUGCGUUACAGCCUGUGAAAAGUUUGCCACGAACAAUGAGAGUGCAGCGAAGAUGAUCAAGGAGUCCAUGGAUAAGAAAUUCGGCAGCUCGUGGCACGUGGUGAUCGGUGAAGGCUUCGGCUUUGAGGUCACGCACGAAGUGAAGAACCUGCUGUACAUGUUCUUUGGAGGGAGCCUGGCCGUGUGUGUGUGGAAGUGCUCGUAGCACCUCCUCACUGCCCCUCCCCCUCUGACGUGGUCACUGGGCUGGAAAUGAACACCAGCUACCAGCCAAACGCUGGUUACUCUUUGUUGCGGCAGGUUAGUUUGUCCACACUACCAGCCACUGUGGCGGAAAAUAAAUCAUCAUUUGGA
Molecule: messenger RNA, 736 nt
Organism: Micropterus dolomieu (smallmouth bass)
Lineage: Eukaryota; Metazoa; Chordata; Actinopteri; Centrarchiformes; Centrarchidae
Product: dynein axonemal light chain 4
Exons: 4
Coding region: 162-587 (141 amino acids)
Biological process (GO): microtubule-based process
Cellular component (GO): dynein complex
Molecular function (GO): dynein light intermediate chain binding; dynein intermediate chain binding
Source: RefSeq, a predicted model, not a curated record